AUGCCGCACAAAAACAAGCACAAGUGGGACAACUCUUUCGACAACCAUGCAAAAAACGUAAAAGCUGCGGUCAAGACUGGCUUGCUGCCAGGAAUCCUCGCCAGGCAGCUCGCGGAGACCCACGAGAACACUCGCAAAGCGCACCGAGCGCUUCACCAGUCCUCCGAGGCGCAAGAGGGGAAGCUGAAACGAGUGAUAGUGGCUCUAAACGAGGAGAAUGCGCGACUGGAGACGUGCAUCGCUACUUCGGACGCUCAGCGCACGAUCAAUGGUGACACGUUGGUAAAAGUAGAGGAAGGGCACGAGGAACAGGGUGUAAAAGUAGAGGAAGGAGACGAGGAACAGGAUCAUGAAAUGGAAGAGGAAGAGGAUGAGCUUCCGAAUGAGCCAAUUGGUAUUUAA
Molecule: messenger RNA, 402 nt
Organism: Ceraceosorus guamensis
Lineage: Eukaryota; Fungi; Basidiomycota; Exobasidiomycetes; Ceraceosorales; Ceraceosoraceae
Exons: 2
Coding region: 1-402 (133 amino acids)
Source: RefSeq, a predicted model, not a curated record